Messenger RNA from Physeter macrocephalus (sperm whale), 624 nucleotides. RefSeq names its product myeloid cell surface antigen CD33-like. The record is from RefSeq and is a predicted model, not a curated record. Lineage: Eukaryota; Metazoa; Chordata; Mammalia; Artiodactyla; Physeteridae. The transcript is spliced from 4 exons. Gene Ontology annotation, biological process: cell adhesion. Gene Ontology annotation, molecular function: sialic acid binding. Gene Ontology annotation, cellular component: plasma membrane.
AUGACGAGGGAGGGGGCCGAGGCCCAGAGAGAGUCCAGGAAGGCGCUGCAAGCUCAGGGGCUGGUGGCGGUGCCCGAGGGCCUGUGUGUCCGUGUGCCCUGCUUCUUCUCCUGUCCCAGGAGAUGCUAGACUGACUCUACCCCAGUUCAUGGCUACUGGUUCCAAGAUACAGACUGGGAGGCUCCCGUGGCCACAAACGAUCCAGAUCAUAAACUACAGGAGGAAAGUCAGGGCUGAAUCCUCCUCCUUGGGGACCCCCAGACCAACUGCUCCCUGGACAUCAGAGAUGGCAGGAUGAGGGACAAUGGAAAAUACUUUUUUAGGAUGGAGAGAGGAAGAAGCCUCUCUCAGACCCUAGUGUCUCCCAUCAGAGUGAAGACCUACAGGAAGAAGGCAGCCGGGACUGCAGUGGGUAUGGAGGACACCCACCCUGCCAUAGGGCCAACUUCCCUGGACCACCAGCAGGAGUCCAAGUUGGAGGAGCCUCCUGACCCCACAAGCUCGGCAGGGGCCACCCCCACCUUGGGGGUGGAGCAAGAGAUGCAUUACACCUCCCUCACCUUUCAUGGGAUGCGCCCUCGGGAGAGCACCCACUCGGAAUACACGGAGAUCAGGACCAAGUGA